This is a messenger RNA of Hippopotamus amphibius kiboko, 4835 nucleotides long. RefSeq names its product WASP family member 3 (gene WASF3). The transcript is spliced from 10 exons. Gene Ontology annotation, molecular function: Arp2/3 complex binding; protein kinase A regulatory subunit binding; actin binding. The coding region runs from base 333 to 1829 and encodes 498 amino acids. NCBI's taxonomy places the organism in Eukaryota, Metazoa, Chordata, Mammalia, Artiodactyla, Hippopotamidae. Gene Ontology annotation, biological process: positive regulation of Arp2/3 complex-mediated actin nucleation; actin cytoskeleton organization. The record is from RefSeq and is a predicted model, not a curated record. Gene Ontology annotation, cellular component: cytoskeleton.
ACUUACAGCAGAUAUCAUAUUAAUGGUGAAAGAAUGGGAAGUUAUCUUCUGAAAUUGGGAAUGAGAUAGGGAUGCUUGUUAUUACCACAUUUAUUCUGUGUUAUUUGUAGGUUCUUUCCAGUGCAGUAAGAUAAGAAAAAGAAAUAAAGGAUAUGAGCUGGAAGAGAAGAAAAAAAUUUAAUAUAUGCAGGCAAAACUGUUGUGUAUGUGGAAACAUCCAAAAGAAUCUGUUUUUAAUUUUGAUUGCUGUUGCUACUGAUAUCUGAGCCAAAGUGGUGAUGCUACCUGAGAGACAUUUCUGCAACCCCUAAGUCAACAGACGAUCGUGAGCCAUGCCUUUGGUGAAGAGGAACAUCGAGCCCCGGCACCUGAGCCGGGGAGCCCUGCCCGAGGGCAUCACCAGCGAGCUGGAAUGUGUGACCAACAGCACCCUAGCUGCCAUCAUCCGCCAGCUGAGCAGCCUGAGCAAACAUGCUGAAGACAUAUUUGGUGAGUUGUUUAAUGAGGCCAACAACUUCUACAUCCGAGCAAAUUCUCUUCAAGACAGAAUCGAUCGCCUUGCUGUCAAAGUCACCCAGCUGGAUUCAACAGUGGAAGAGGUGUCACUGCAGGAUAUCAACAUGAAAAAAGCUUUCAAAAGUUCCACAGUCCAAGACCAGCAGGUGGUUUCAAAGAACAGUAUUCCUAAUCCUGUUGCUGAUAUUUACAACCAGAGUGAUAAACCACCACCUCUGAACAUCCUUACACCGUACAGAGAUGAUAAAAAGGAUGGGCUGAAGUUCUAUACUGAUCCUUCCUAUUUCUUUGACCUCUGGAAAGAAAAAAUGCUACAGGACACAGAAGACAAAAGGAAAGAGAAAAGACGUCAAAAGAGAGAGAGACACAAGCUGAAUCCUAACAGAAACCAGCAAAUAAGUGUGAGGAAAGUAAGAACGAGAAGAGAAGAGUGGGAGAGGAGGAAGAUGGGCGUUGAGUUUGUGAGUGACGCCAGGAGACUGCAGCAGGCAGGGAGCGCGGGAGAGGACGGGACGUCCAGAGGGUCCCACGCCUCGGACGUCACCGAUUACUCGUAUCCGGCCACCCCCAACCACUCUCUGCACCCGCAGCCCGGGACCCCUUCCUACGGAGCCGGCGACGCAGCGCCGCGCGGGCCGGCGGCCCAGGCCCCCGAGCACGAGCACCGGCCCCCGUCGGCCUCGGCCAGGCACCUGGCCCUGAACCGGCCUCAGCAGCCGCCGCCGCCCCCGCCGCAGGCCGCAGAGGGCUCGCAGGCGCCCGCGCCCUCGGCUCCGGCCGACUACGGGACGCUCCCGGCACAGAUCAUGGAGUAUUACAACCCGUCAGGACCCCCGCCGCCGCCGCCCCCGCCCACCAUCCCUUCUGCACAAACGGCUUUCGUCAGUCCCCUCCAGAUGCCCGUGCUGCCCCCUUUCCCGGCCUCCACGGCCUCCUCCUACACGGGCCCUUCCCACCCUCCCUCCGGCGGGCUGGUGGUCACAGCCCCGCCGCCCCCGGGACCCCCGCCGCCCCCGCCGGGCCCUCCCGGUGCGGGCUCUUCCCUUUCCCCCUCCCCGAUGCACGGCCCCCCGGGAGCUGAGGCAAAGAGGCCGGAGGCGGCACAGCCACCCGUGAGCGAUGCCCGGAGCGACCUCCUCGCAGCCAUCCGGAUGGGGAUCCAGCUGAAGAAGGUGCAGGAGCAGCGAGAGCAGGAGGCCAAGCGCGAGCCGGUGGGCAACGACGUGGCCACCAUCCUGUCGCGGCGCAUCGCGGUGGAGUACAGCGACUCGGACGACGACUCCGAGUUCGACGAGAACGACUGGUCCGACUGAGGCCGGCCGGCACCCAGGCACCGGGCUGGGGGUGCGCGGACGCGCCCUGUGGCCCCAGCGCCCACAUAGUGGUGUUAUAACCCCAUAGCUUAGCGACUUUUGUAUCAAUAAUGUGAGAUUGCUUUUGCACAUCCAAAAAUUCUGGGUUUUUUCAGUAUUUACUGUGUAAUACUUAAGUGCCACUAAACAUAGCAAACCGUGUUGCACAUGAGGAAAUACGCUGUAACUACCGCAUUGUCCUGAAAGCAGCCUUCUGCUUCCUUUCUCUUGGCCAUGGAAGUAUUCAGUGCAGUUUGGGUUCACUCUCCCUGAUCGUGAAAAUCCCGCAGACUUGCUGUGUGUUCGUGAAGCUGCCUGAUGUCAGGUCUUUGCAAGAUUAAUGACUGUGCAUCAGGCUAAUGUCUUCCAAUCAGUAAGUGAUAUUGUUUCCGCUUUUUUUUUUUUAAAUGUGUUUCAGAAGAAAAAGUUGGUUCUAGAGAGAAAGAUUUGACAGGUAGGAGAAUUGGACAUUUCUGUUUUCAGUUUCCUGGCUCGGUAGCCUCUGUGAAUUGGAAUGUUGUGUUGAAGAAUUUCAUUUCCUUUGCUCACUCUUGUGAAAUGUGAGCUUGGCCCUUUUCAGGCAGGAUUCCCUGUGGGUGUUCAUGGAGUCAGUGCUCACUGAUGAGUUUUGUAGGAGGUUUCAGCAGUGCAGCAGUGAUGAAAGCGGAGAACAGCCCUUUCUCCUUCGGGGCCGUCGAGGAUGGCACUCAGAGUCCUCGGCAGCCCUCGCAGCCCAGGUACCAGCCCACAUGGAGCCGAGCAGGCCCAGAGCUGCAGAGCCCCGCGUGGCCCCGGGUGCAGAGCCCCGCACAACCUCUCUCCCGGAGCCCCAUCCUCCCAGGCGAGGCCGCGUGGAGGCCUUGGUGCUGCAGAGAAAGCUCCCGGCGGCACCUCGCCCCUCCUGGCUGAAUUCUGACAGCUGCAGUUGAGGUGAAAGGAGACUUGGACAGCUUUCGCCUUCCCUGGUGCUGUGGCAGGUUAGGGAUCCCACACGAGCAGGGCCUCUGCUCUGUCCUAGAAGCACACGGGUCCCUUUCCUCCACGGUCAUUGGCACACGAUGCUCAACUAGGUACCUCAGAGGAGAGUCGCCCUUUCACUGGAACAGGUCACGUCCCUUCCUCGUCCCCUCCUACUGGGUGACACCUGAGCCUGGGCGGGUUUUCCUGCUCAAGGCAAACCCCUGGGAAACUCAUGAACAAGAGCUGACAUUCUGUAAUGCUGGGUGAAGGGUAACUGCUUAUUUGGAAGGAAUAAACACUGCAGGCUUUGAUCUCAGAUACAACUUCACAGACGCACGAAGAUACUUUGCUCACUGAGCUGUUCUCACUUCUGUACCGAGCAUCAGACUGGUCCCAGUGACCCUCAGUUGUGACCCGGGAAUCUGUAGCUGAAGCAGGUGUUCGGGUGGGUGGUAGAAUGUCAGCAGGACCCCGACUGAUGGUUUUUGUUAAUGAGUUCUCCCCAGGACGUCGCCGGCCCUGUCACGUCUGUGUCCCCGAGGGGACAGUUAUGGCCCGUGGAAGGCCAUGGUUAUCCUGUAAGGGCUGCCUGGGGGGCUUUAAGUCACCUAGGUUGGAACUCUGAAAGGCCUCAGGUCUGUAUUACCUUUCCAAGUGCCCAGGCCAGGUUAUCUGAGUCUUUUCAGCUAAAAUCAGGUGUUUGGGCACAUGGUUCUUGAGUUUCUGUUUCUUGGAGCUUGUCACCAUACUGUUAUUGCCUAUACGUAGGAGUUAUUAAUGAACUUCUCAGUUUCUCUCUUCAAUUUUUCUCUCUUUUUUUUUUUUUCCAAUGUGGAGGUGAACUGUGUUGGCAUUUUUCUUGGGACUUUUACCAAUUGGGGUCAUAUUUUGUCUUUCUUAUAAUAUUUUGUCUUUAGUGUUACUUUUGGGUGAGGGAUCACCUGUGUCAUUCUAGAACUUAUAUUUGGUAAUGCUUUGUUUUUUUAUGUCCCUUCUGUCCUCAGGAUGGAGAGAACGCAUAAAGCUACUACCCAUGUCAGGAUUUCUUCUAUUUAUAUCUUAUUACAGUAAAAUUAGUGGCACUUUAUUCAUAAAUAUUCAUGAGCCUGUUAGGUAUUGGUUGUCUUCCUGUAGUUUAAUCAACAAGUUAUUUUCAACUUGAUGUUCUGACUAGUGAAAAAGCUUUUGCCCUGAUGUGUUAUGUAGCCCUUAAAGGAAUGGAAAAGGACUAAAAUCCAGUUUAGAUUAUUUUUUGCAGUAUUUUUCUCAGCACAUUUGAUUUAUUCUAAAAAUGAAAUCCAGACUUUUUCUAAUAUGAUAGUACAUGAAGAGGAGAAAGUGACUAUUUUGAAUUGUCAGUUUUCGUUUUCAAAGAGUAUUUACAAAACAAAUGGAGAAAAACAUUGAAAUGCAUACUUCAUAUAUAUGAAUUUUACAUUUUAAAGUAGUUAUAUGUUGCAAGGUUAUCUUAAAUCGUCCCGUUUACCCAGGUGUGUAUUUGGUUUAAUUUCUUACAAGCUUUUUUCUCAUGUCAUAGAUGAGGCAGGGGGUGAGAGGACUCCUCAGAAUCACCCCUCACUGUUCGCACACAAUGUGGUCGAGUUUCCGUUGUUGGCCCCAAACCAUACGAUUUGGUCACUUAUGUUUUUCUUCAGUGAAAGUAUAGUGUUGGAGAAUCCGCAUUUUCAUUUCAGUAAAUUUUUAGAAUAUUGAAAUCUUUUCUGAGCACCAAGUGGCUAGGUUGUGAACGUUUUGUAUUGAUAAUUUGCAGCUGAAAUUCAUGAUACAUUUUCAUCCACUGAAGACUCAUGGGAAUGUAUCAGCCAGAGUAGCAAGUCAUUUAUGUUUUCUAAACCAGAGUCUGUCAUCUUGCAGUAUUACCAAUGCUGUUGUAAAUUGAAUUUAAAGUGGUAUUAAAAAAAAAAAACCUCCUGGUAAAUAAUUUUUAUCUGUUUGUAUAUCUUACUAUAGAUUAUGUACAAGUAACAUCUAAAUAAAAAUUACACU